AUGCGCUUUGAUGACAACCGUUGGACCAGAGCCGUGAGCGACUGGGUUCCCCGCGAUAUUAAGCGCACUACAGGAAGACCGCCGACCCGAUGGACGGAUUUCUCCACGAAGUCCUUCAAAGAAAAAUAUGAUGCUCUUCGUGUCCCAUGCGAAAAGAGGAGCCACUGGGCCACUCUGGCACGCGAUCGGGGCAAAUGGAAGAAUUACUGGCGCUCACUCGACCAGUUCGAAGAUCAACGGGAGAAAGUCAAGGUGAUCAAGGUGAUCCAUGACAGAUGA
Messenger RNA from Necator americanus (New World hookworm), 279 nucleotides. RefSeq lists its product as uncharacterized. The record is from RefSeq and is a predicted model, not a curated record. Lineage: Eukaryota; Metazoa; Nematoda; Chromadorea; Rhabditida; Ancylostomatidae. Bases 1 to 279 code for a protein of 92 amino acids. The transcript has a single exon.